Molecule: messenger RNA, 126 nt
Organism: Plenodomus lingam JN3
Lineage: Eukaryota; Fungi; Ascomycota; Dothideomycetes; Pleosporales; Leptosphaeriaceae
Source: RefSeq, a predicted model, not a curated record
AUGCGCCAACAGGCCUCUGCAGCUAUCACGACAUUAACGAUUGGAGCGCCACGAGCAGAACGGCAAGCCACCAGGAAGGGCCGGCGAGCUACUGGAGAGCGGCCUGCUGGCCAGCCCCUACUAUAA